Molecule: messenger RNA, 1377 nt
Organism: Girardinichthys multiradiatus
Lineage: Eukaryota; Metazoa; Chordata; Actinopteri; Cyprinodontiformes; Goodeidae
Product: myeloid-associated differentiation marker-like protein 2
Exons: 3
Coding region: 336-1268 (310 amino acids)
Cellular component (GO): membrane
Source: RefSeq, a predicted model, not a curated record
CCUCACACCAUAGGGAGGAGAAAGUGUGUGAGAAGGAGUGUGUCUAAGGGAAAGUAAGACCAUGACAGGGUGGAUUUGGGUCCAAGAAGAUUCACCUGGAGUGGAUUGUGGAGUUUUUCUAAGCUGAGCGUUGGUUCUGGACCCGGCACCGGUGUGGACCAGUAGAAGUUAUUUCGCAUGCGAAUUUAAAACGUCUUACUUCCUUUGAUUAAGGGCGAUCGGUCAGCUGAGAGACGUCCUGAAGAAGACAAAACCAAAGUCACCAAAGUUGUGUUGAACCUGAGACUUUAAGCUGUUUCUGGACGUCCAGCAUCUCAUUUGAUUUGCUGUCAGCCAUGGACUCCCUGGGGGUGCCGUACCUCAACAAGGAGGCUCUCUGCUCCACCCUGGGUGGCGCCCGCCUCUGCCAGUUAGCUAUGGGGUGUGCUGUGAUCGCCAUGGUGACCCACAGCGCCGGGUACAGCGGGUCACAUGGCGUGUUCUGCAUGGCGGCCUGGUGCUGCUGCUUCGCCGUGUCAGCGGCGGUGUUCUUCCUGGACGCCACCCGUCUCUACAACUUCCUGCGGGUGUCCUGGGACAACCUGACGGUCACCUGGGCUGCCUGCGCCACGCUCAUGUAUGUGACAGCCUCUGUGGUUUACCCGCUGUUCUUCGUCCAAUCCGAGUGUCCGUACGAAGGCUGUGAAGUCCGAGAUUUCCGCAUCGCUGUCACCGUCUGCUCCAUCCUGGGUACUCUGGCCUAUGGGGCCGAAGUGGCCCUGUGCCGGGCCAGACCAGGGAAGAUAGUGGUGGGCUACAUGGCCACCAUCCCCGGGCUUCUUAAAGUUGUCCAGGGCUUCGUCUCCUGCAUAAUUUUUGGAGCUCUUGCCAACGGGAGCCAGUUCUUGCGUUAUGCCGCCACAAUCUACUGCAUGGUCAUCUACGCUUCCUGCUUUGCUCUUACUGCCCUGGUGGUCAUACUGACUGUGUGUAAACGCACCAAAACUGUGAAGUGCAUGCCUUUUGACCGCUUUGUGGUGGUGUGCACCUUCAUGGAGGUUUUGCUCUACCUGAGUGCUUCCGUUGUGUGGCCAGUUUUCUGCUUUGACACAAAAUAUGGGUCUCCAUGGAGACCGUCGUCGUGUCCGCAGGGAAAAUGUCCUUGGGACAGCAAAGUGGUGGUGGCUGUUUUCUCCUGUGUGAACUUUGGGCUAUAUCUGGCAGACCUGCUUUACUCACAGAGGAUCCGAUUUGGCUCAUCACGUGUACCCACUAACUCGCGGGUGUAGAACCAGUCAGAACCCUUGACUGUUUUUAACUCCAACUAAUUGCUCAAGAACAAAGCACCAAGAGGAAAUACCUAUGUAUAACCAAAUAAAAGGCAGGAAGGGUAGUUCA